AUGUUGAGGUGUACCAUGUCCAUGUCCACGUCCACGUCCAUGUCCAGGAAAAGGUUCAAGAAUAAGAACAAGCCCGCAGAGAUCCAAACUAGAUUCAUUUACUCAGGUGAUCGGAUUCAUUUGGUUGGGAUAGGAAGACGUCAGAAGAGCCUUAUGAGUCGCGUAAACUGGAACUUCUUCAUGAUGGUACUUAUACUUACAAUGUCUUUAAAUAGACGUUUUGAGAAGAUUCUUAUGUUGGAUAUGACGCCUUUACUUGGAGUAACAUAUGUUGUUUUCUCUUCCCUCUUCUACUCUUUAGGCUAGUGUGGGGAAAGAAGGGCAAAUUUGGAAUCAGGAUUGACUGAAUGCAAACUGCAAAGUUCAUCUUCAACAAAGUUUCAUGUUUCUUCCCAAAAAGUGUUUAGUUUGAUAGUUUUAUGUUUUGGGUGUCACUAUCACAAUAUUUAGACUUAUUAAGCAUUUUGAAAGAUCGUUUUGUUUUAAAUAUUGAGAAUAUUGUUAUAAGAC
Lactuca virosa is the source of this 510-nucleotide messenger RNA. The record is from the annotation of a GenBank genome assembly. Lineage: Eukaryota; Viridiplantae; Streptophyta; Magnoliopsida; Asterales; Asteraceae.